Messenger RNA from Xylaria bambusicola, 1639 nucleotides. RefSeq names its product SGNH hydrolase-type esterase domain-containing protein. Lineage: Eukaryota; Fungi; Ascomycota; Sordariomycetes; Xylariales; Xylariaceae. The record is from RefSeq and is a predicted model, not a curated record. The transcript is spliced from 3 exons. Gene Ontology annotation, molecular function: phosphatidylcholine lysophospholipase A1 activity. Bases 235 to 1410 code for a protein of 391 amino acids.
ACUGCAUACAAGCGGAAAAAGCAUACAGGAUCUGUCUGUGUGCCGACUACCGCCGAUGAUAAACAACCAGUCCUUCAUUGAGCUGCCCUCUCCCUAGGUGCAAGGCCUAUAUCGUUCUUUCUGUGUCAUUUGGCUACUGUUAUGCCGUUUCCAUUCGUUCUCUAGCUUUCACCUUUACAUUACCACAGGUAGACAAAAAGGAGAGGGAGGGUUCAAUAGACUGAAGCAGUAGGGAUGUCGAGCAUUCUGGAUAAGCCAGUGCCUGUAAAAGGCAAAAGUCGUUUCGCUUUUCUAAAAACCAAGCGCGCAAUUGUGGUGCUGACUUUGUUGGUGGUCGUAUCUGUUGUCUUAAUUGCUCUCGGCGCAACCCAUGAAUUCACACCUCACCAUGAUGAGCAGAGUGUCAGCAAUCCCGAUAGUCUAGGUGAUAACCUUGGUACUAGUGAUGGAAGCAGCAAUGCUGGGAAUGGUACCAAUAGCGGUGACAGCGGCGAUAGCAGUAGCAACAAUGGUGGUGGCAUUGAGAGUGGCCAUAAUUCUACGAGUAGUGAUGGCAACCACAAUGGCAGUAACGAUAACAACGACAAUAAUACCAGCAGCAACAACACUAAUAACACCGCUGAUGGCAAGAACGACGACGAUGAUAAGGAUGAAGACAGUCCUACGAAGAAUCCUAGUCUUUGGCAUCCUAAGAACUCAAGCAGCAUAGCCGACGGUACACCGCUACGGAUUAUGUGUCUCGGCGCAUCCAUCGUUCGCGGAGAGCUAUCAUCGGACAGUAAUGGCUUCAGGAAUACGUUGCGCGGUGAUCUGGCAACACUAGGAGCACCCAUCAACAUGGUAGGGUCCCAAAGGAAUGGGGUUAUGCCAGACAACGAUUUCGAGGCGUACGGCGGGAACAGAGUUAAACAAAUCCACGACCACGCGAAAGCAAUCGUACCCAAGCAGAAGCCUAAUAUCUUCAUCAUCAACGUCGGCACGAACAAUGUGCUCCAGAGACGAGAUGUCGACGUGGCAGGUAAACACAUGGAGGCCUUCAUAGACUACCUGCUUAGCGCAUCACCGCGUUCUACCGUCGUACUCAGCACGCUCUUGACGAAUACCGUUCCGAAUCGCGAGCCACUGAUCCUCGACAUCAACCAGCAGUUGCGUACGCUGUACUCGAAAUACGAGAACAACACGGCCGUCGUCCUGGCCGAGCUACACCCCUCGGAAGGCCUCGCCGGUAGACCGCAGGUAGAAGAUAUCAGCGGAGACGGCUCUCAUCCCACGGACCGCGGAUAUGAGAUCAUGGGCCAUAUCCUGGCAGACGCGGUCAAGGAGGCCGACGAGAAAGGCUAUCUGCGCUGGCCGGAGGAUGGACUGGCGUACGAUGGAGAAAAAGGUCGCCUCGAUUCUACUGCUGAUUAGACUAUGGAAAAUCCCGCGCCAGAAACGAUCGAAGUCAGCCAGUGGGUAACAAUCACGUUGCCAUUACCUCUGAUGUUGCUGCGGCCUCUUUUCACAAAUGGAGGUCAAUGAGCGAGGAGCCGUCCGGAGUUCGUACAUUUCAUGCUUGGAAACGAGUGGCUUGGUUAAAGUUCAUUCUGCUGGUACUAUACAAAUGCUUAUCGCAUUGUGACGACAUCCCCUUAUUAUA